AUGAAUCCAAACAAUCUUACAAAUUUACAGAUACAUCAACUCCUCCAACAGCAACAAAACAAUAUGACAAAUAUGAAUAACUCGUUCUUGCUCUCCGGAAACAAUGGAGGAAUGAUGGUUCCUAAUAACGUAUCCAUGGGAGGAUUCACACCUGGACAAGUCGGGAUGACGAAUUUUGCCAACAAUCAGAACAUGAUGUCACCAGCACUGCCCAACGUAGGAAAUAUGAAUAAUGCAGGAAAUAUGGUUCUCAAUCGAGCCAGCACGCCUACUUCAACGUCAACAACUACCACUACAACAAGUGUCAUGCAAAAUCCAACACAACCCACAAACGUCAACAUGGGAAUUCAAGGAAAUGGAAUACUACCUUUACUGCUCAUGCAGAACCCUGGUCUAGUACAAUUGUUGAACCUUCUAAACCAAAACGGCAUUCAGCCAACCCCACAAUUAUUACAAACAAUUCUGACGCAACCUAAUUUAAACCUUGGGAUGCUUCAAGCAAGUUUAAACCCAUCCAUGAUGGCAGCAAAUAAUGGAGGAAUGUUGGCCAAUGCGCCUAUGAACAAUGUGAACACUAUUCAACAACCUCAGCCUAAUGUUCAACCUGCUAUCAACAAUGUAACCAUGCAAGGAAUGAAUAACCUUACUGCUAAAACAAUGCUGCCCAAUACAGUACCACCUCAUGUAACCAUCCAAAACCAACCCGGAUCAACCAUUCACAGAUCUACUCCAACGUCAUCCAUCACUGGUGCCUCCACUCCUCCACCAAAUCUUUUGCUUCAUAAUGGAACUCCUGUUAUUUCGAACAUUCCUUCUUCCACACCCAAUAUUAACAACCAAAAUAUUUCCUCGACCGUUACUUCUAAUAUACCGUCAUCAAACACGAUGUUAACAAACAAUGUAAAUAACUUAAUACGAUCUACUUCCAUUAAGACUGAGCAACCCGUAACUAAGAUUGAAGGGCUACCAAACACUCAAACAGGGAAUUCAUUUGUACUUUUGAAUAACAUGAUUCAAAAUAAUCCUACAACAAUUGGAAAAAACACCACGAAUAUUGGCGAUGCUGCCUCGAUGAUGAUUAAUUCAUCGUCACAAAUCAAAGAUAAGAGAAAGCUUGCACUCGAACCAGAUUAUAGAACUCCGUUUCGUUCACUGGAAGACUGUACCACUAGACUGGAACCUUUUAAAGAAGUCUUUCAUUACUCUAUAAAGAAAGAUCCUAGUUGGGAAGAUAAAAUCAAGUCUGUGGCUGAAAGGUUUUCGAAAUCUGCCAACAUUGCUGACAAGCAUGUUCAUGAAAUCUCUAAACGAGAAAUCGAGAGAGCUUAUGGUCCAGAAGAGGACAUUUUCUUUUUGAGGAAGAUUAAAGAACUUGAAGAAAAACUUUGGGAAAGUGAAAAAGAAGAAAUUAUAAGGAAAAGAGAAGAAGAAAAAAAGAAAUCAUCCACAUCAACAAAUGGAGUUGCAAAUACUGUGGUCAUGUCAUCGGGCGAUGCUGAAGACGCCAACUUGGAUAAUUUAUUCCCUGAGUUAAAUACUGCAAAUGCAAAUAAUAUGGUACAACUAAAUCAAUCCCAACCAAUGAAUGGCGUUGCUUACAAUACCAACAAUCAAAUGAGCGAUGAUUUGGACUUUGACAAGAUUUUCUCUGAUGAAGAUAAUUCUGGAACGACACUUAUUGAUUCCAUGUAUACAGGACAGAACUCGGCUCAGAGCCCAUACAACAAUGGUCAAUCUUUUUCCAUGACGAACCAAGGAGGUUUUGACGAUAAUGAAUUUUUCAACUGA
Naegleria lovaniensis is the source of this 1788-nucleotide messenger RNA. RefSeq lists its product as uncharacterized. The record is from RefSeq and is a predicted model, not a curated record. The coding region runs from base 1 to 1788 and encodes 595 amino acids. The transcript has a single exon. NCBI's taxonomy places the organism in Eukaryota, Heterolobosea, Eutetramitea, Acrasida, Naegleriidae.